AUGGCCACAAUCACGCAAGGGCCACCAACAUCCAUUGGGCCCGUAAAUAAUACUAAAAAACUGCGACACAAAGCGAGCAAACCUAUCAUCACAUGGCUCUCAAAGAAACUUGGCGGCUCUCAUGCCCAACGCCCGCCCAAACCCGCCUUGAGCGUCGCCAACGUCAACACGGACAGUGCAGACCCUUCCUCGACUGUUAGGGGUCGUUCUUUAUCUCUUCAGGUCCCUCCAACCAAUGAGCCUGCCGCCAGGACCGUCGUUCUCAACGACGACCAGGAUUUGCCUUCACCCUCGGCAGCACGCAGUAUGUUCUCCGAACGCAACUCGCUGACUGCAGACUCGAUGUGGACAAAGAGAUCUCCAGCACUCGAAGCAGACGAAGACGCGUCUAUUCGUCCACUACCCCCGACGUCUCCUCCGUCUCCGACUCCAUCCCGUUCCUCCUCAUCCCAAAUUUCAGAUCUCCGAACGUUCAGAUCAGUUGCAGCCAGUACAAAACCUACUACCCUCAUGUCAAUCGACUCGGGCAAUGGCCUGAUUGCCGGAACCAUGGCUCACAUUGCUCAAGCCCCGAGUCCAAACUCUCCCUCAUCAUCAAACUCAAAUAAUCCACGAUUCUCUGUGCCUUUGGUACAUCCAGCCGUCGCCCGUGCAGCCUCUAGACACCGUUCGAGUAUGCAAGCCCCCCUUCACACCACUCAUCAUCCUCGAAAUAACCCAAAUCCAACUGCCGUGCCUGCAGAUAAUGCCUCGACUCUCACGCUCGCUUCUUCCGCUUUUGCUCUAUCUGCCAGGGGGAAUGAUUGGACAGACGGCAUCUCCGUGUCACUAGAUCAAUAUCAUGGCGAUGGAGACGUCAACUCUUCACAUAUUGGCAUAGAUGAUGAUGAUGCAGAAGUAGCUGCCAGCGUUCGAGCGCUCCGGCCGAGAAGUUCGCGUAGAGGAAGCUGGGAGAGUGAAGAGAGUCGUUGGAGCGCUCGAGUUGGCUCUGGCCCCAAUGGUGUCGGAUCUCCAUCCAUUGGGUCCGGCCUUACAAGACCCCCGAGCAUUGGCGGUCAGAGCACUGCGCCCAGUCUUAGCAUCAGCAAGCUCAAGCUGGGAGUUGGCAAUUCAGACCAAGAGAGUCACAAAACCGUCGGACUGGAUCACCCAGCAGAGGUUGACGCAGAGCACGAAGAGCUGAAGCAUGACGCCUCGUCGUCGACGAUUCCGGACACUCUUUCCUACUCUCCAGCUCCAGAAGGAAGCCUGCGGGACCCAGAAGCAACUUCGACGAACAGAGCGUCUGUUCGCUUCUCGGUCGCCAGUGAUGAACCAGCCGCCGCUUCUCCUGCUCGAUAG
This is a messenger RNA of Serendipita indica DSM 11827, 1341 nucleotides long. Lineage: Eukaryota; Fungi; Basidiomycota; Agaricomycetes; Sebacinales; Serendipitaceae. The record is from the annotation of a GenBank genome assembly.